UGGCCUCGCCUAGAAGUUGAACGGACGCGUUUGGAUUGGGAGGAAAAGGUGGGCGGCGGGGAAAGAUGGCGGCGCACCUGUCUUACGGCCGAGUGAACUUGAACGUGCUGCGAGAGGCGGUGCGCCGGGAACUGCGCGAAUUCCUGGACAAGUGCGCGGGAAGCAAGGCCAUUGUGUGGGAUGAAUACCUCACAGGACCAUUUGGACUGAUUGCACAGUACUCACUGCUGAAGGAGCACGAAGUGGAAAAAAUGUUCACCCUGAAGGGAAGUCGUUUGCCGGCAGCUGACGUGAAGAAUAUUAUUUUUUUUGUCAGACCCAGGCUAGAACUCAUGGAUAUAAUCGCUGAAAAUGUGCUCAGCGAAGACAGGCGGGGCCCGGCGAGGGACUUCCACAUUCUGUUCGUGCCCCGGCGAAGCCUGCUGUGCGAGCAGCGGCUGAAGGACCUGGGCGUUCUGGGCUCCUUCAUCCACAGGGAGGAGUACAGCCUGGACCUCAUCCCCUUUGACGGGGACCUGUUGUCCAUGGAAUCGGAGGGCGCCUUCAAAGAGUGCUACCUGGACAGCGACCAGACCAGCCUCUACCACGCGGCCAAGGGGCUGAUGACCCUGCAGGCUCUGUACGGGACCAUCCCCCAGAUCUUCGGGAAAGGGGAGUGCGCACGGCAAGUGGCCAAUAUGAUGAUCAGGAUGAAGAGAGAGUUUACAGGAAGCCAAAAUUCAAUAUUUCCUGUUUUUGAUAAUCUUUUGUUGCUCGACCGAAACGUGGAUUUAUUAACACCUCUCGCCACUCAGCUUACGUACGAAGGACUCAUUGAUGAAAUUUACGGCAUUCAGAACAGUUACGUGAAGUUACCUCCAGAGAAGUUUGCGCCCAAGAAGCAGGGCGACGGCGGAAAGGACCUUCCCACGGAAGCCAAAAAGCUGCAGCUGAAUUCCGCGGAGGAGCUGUACGCCGAGAUCCGGGACAAGAACUUCAACGCGGUGGGCUCCGUGCUGAGCAAGAAAGCCAAGGUGAUCUCGGCGGCCUUCGAGGAACGUCACAACGCCAAGACAGUGGGGGAGAUCAAGCAGUUCGUGUCCCAGCUGCCCCACAUGCAGGCGGCGCGGGGCUCGCUGGCGAACCACACCUCCAUCGCAGAGUUAAUCAAAGACGUCACGACCUCUGAAGACUUCUUCGAUAAGCUGACGGUGGAGCAGGAGUUCAUGUCUGGGAUAGACACUGACAAGGUCAACGGCUACAUCGAGGACUGCAUCGCCCAGAAGCACCCUCUGGUCAAGGUGCUGCGCCUGAUCUGCCUGCAGUCUGUGUGCAACAGCGGGCUCAAGCAGAAGGUUCUGGAUCACUACAGACGGGAAGUUCUCCAGACAUACGGCUACGAGCACAUCCUGACCUUGCACAGCCUGGAGAAGGCCGGCCUGCUGAAGCCGCAGGUGGGCGGCAGGAACAGCUACCCCACCCUCCGGAAGACCUUGCGCCUCUGGAUGGACGACGUCAACGAGCAGAACCCCACGGACAUCUCCUACGUGUACAGCGGCUACGCCCCUCUCAGCGUGCGGCUGGCCCAGCUGCUCUCCCGGCCCGGCUGGCGCAGCAUCGAGGAGGUCCUCCGCAUCCUCCCGGGGCCCCACUUCGAGGAGCGGCAGCCCUUGCCCACGGGACUGCAGAAGAAACGUCAGCCGGGAGAAAACCGAGUCACCUUGGUCUUCUUCCUCGGGGGCGUGACCUUCGCCGAAAUCGCUGCCCUGCGCUUUCUGUCCCAGUUGGAAGACGGAGGCACGGAGUACGUCAUCGCCACCACCAAACUGAUGAACGGGGCCACCUGGAUAGAGUCCCUGAUGGAGAGGCCUGUGUAGGGCGCUCCGGGCGGACUGAGCGCGAACUGCGGCGCGCACCGCCCGGUUGAAGAAGUUGCUGGAGGGAGUGCGGCCCCGCGGAGGAAUAACAUUGCAGUACACAGUGUACGUGGGUGGCAGCCUCUUAAAUUAUGCUGGUCUCUCCUUUCUCCUUCUGUUUUGGUUCCUAACUGCUUGAAGAAAGAACAGGAGAGAACAACCUGGGUAAAGAAAUACCAGGUUUAUAUGUCCUUAAGCUCAGGAUCUUCAUUAGAGACCUCUGGAAAUAUGUUAAGGACCGCGGGGAGGGAUAAUCUGUGCAGCCCGCAAAUGGGGCCUGUUCAUCAAAUAAAGCAGGGUCCGGGCAGGUUAAAAACAAAAAUAAAAGUGGAAAGUCCAA
Messenger RNA from Artibeus jamaicensis (Jamaican fruit-eating bat), 2235 nucleotides. RefSeq names its product VPS33A core subunit of CORVET and HOPS complexes (gene VPS33A). Gene Ontology annotation, biological process: intracellular protein transport; vesicle-mediated transport. The record is from RefSeq and is a predicted model, not a curated record. The coding region runs from base 66 to 1856 and encodes 596 amino acids. The transcript has 13 exons. Gene Ontology annotation, cellular component: lysosome; CORVET complex. Lineage: Eukaryota; Metazoa; Chordata; Mammalia; Chiroptera; Phyllostomidae.